Messenger RNA from Lichtheimia ornata, 1434 nucleotides. RefSeq lists its product as uncharacterized. The coding region runs from base 1 to 1434 and encodes 477 amino acids. The record is from RefSeq and is a predicted model, not a curated record. Lineage: Eukaryota; Fungi; Mucoromycota; Mucoromycetes; Mucorales; Lichtheimiaceae. The transcript is spliced from 4 exons.
AUGUCGACGCAAGAUCUGUAUCAUAUUAGCCAACGCAUCGCACCACGACAAAAGAUGCCCGAGCAACAACAACAACCCAACCAAGUCAUUGUGCCUUCUAUGUUUGUGCCUGGACCCUUUUAUUAUUACCAGCUGCCACCUUAUCUGGCGCUGCCUACUACUACUACUACUACAGCUGCAGCUGCUCCCAUCCAUUAUCCACGGCUUGCUACACACACCACUGCCUACCCUCCACCUAUUCAUCAUACCCUGGAGAAUGCCACUAUUACAUAUGAUACGAUGGUCGUUGAGCAUAGCAAGGAUUUAGUCAAGGACGUGUUUUUCUCUCCUGCAAUGACUACAACGGAAGGAAGAGACUCUGAAGGCUCCUCGAUCUGUGGGCAAAGUGAUAGCGACGAAUCUGAUGUUGCCUCCUUUUCUCCCUCUGACUUACUUCAAGACGACGAUCCAUUGUUUUUUAUUGGUCUCGAUCUUAAUGAAACCACCACCACUACCAACAAGGGCGCUAAUGCUGCUGCUGCUGCCGCCGAGAAACAAUCUUCAAAGAAAAAGCAACCUUCUUUGCUUGGCAAACGACGUUCCCGAAAUAACACCACCACCACCCUUGAUAACGUCAAGAAGGCCAAAACCAGCAAUGCUGUUAGCCUACCCGGUUCACCCUUGAUGGAUUAUUUUGAGGAGGAUGCCUCAACUGAAGAAUCAUCGGAUGAUGAUGAUACCCAAAGUGUUGCGGAUCUCCAAUCCAUUUCAGCAGCCGAUGAUAACGAGUCAACCGCUUCGUGGGAAGAGCGCGCUGAGCUCUUUGAAGAAGCCGAAGAGGAAAAGUUACAACAACAGCAACAACAACUUGUUGAACCACGCCCAACGCAACAACCCACGAUCUAUCAAAAGUUGACCAAGGCUAAUGUUGACUGGUGCCGAUACUGUGGCACCACUGAAGGUGUCAACUGGCGCCCUGGACCAUGGGGAAAGCGGACAUUGUGCAAUAAACAUGGAUGCGAUUACAAGGGCUAUGGAUUUGCAUGCAAGUUACCACGCCUUGAUCUGACAGGAUUUGCAAACGAAGCUAUCCAUGAUCGUGAUAGACCUGUGCUUCAGCUAUUUUGCUCAGUGUGCCAUCAUCAAGAAUCAUGGGAAGGAAAUGUGUUGGUGCGCUGUGAAGGUUGUCCAAAAGCUGUGCAUCAACAAUGUGCAGAACCACACCAUCAAUUAUCAGAUGCUUUUGUGGCGGGUGAUGAACCCUGGUUCUGUGAUCCCGCUUGUCAAGAAAAUGCACGAAGGAAACGCAUCGUUGUGGAGUUGCCAAGAAAGCGUUUACCUCUUAUGUGUGCUCCCAAGAACAAUAGCAGCAACAGCAGCAGUAACGCAUCGUCUCCUUCCUCUUCACCCAUGUUGCAUCGCCGCAUCUCCUCUUCAUCAUCCUCAUCUUCAUAG